Mycena citricolor is the source of this 2794-nucleotide messenger RNA. The record is from the annotation of a GenBank genome assembly. Lineage: Eukaryota; Fungi; Basidiomycota; Agaricomycetes; Agaricales; Mycenaceae.
CGGAAACAGCCGAGCUACCAUGCAUUGAACGAGGAGGCCAAGCCACAUCGAAAGCACGAUACAGAACCCGCUCGCAAAGAUCUGUUAUUUCCCUGCGAUACAGGAGCGGGAGACUGGGAUGCGUUGAGCAUUACACGGAGAGAUGUGCGGGUCCCGGGCGGCUGCGGAGACGAAUGCUUCUUGGCAUUGAUCGCCGACGUAUACGCCUGGAGCCACGUGAUGCGAUGAGCAACGAUCAAUCCUCACCAACUCUUUUGUCUUCUCCCGUUUCCUCCUCAAGCACAGCGGUCCUAACCCGUCUCUGCUCUCUCAAACCCUUGGCGCAACGCCGGUCGACGUUCUUUCAACACACUUUCUUUCCCUUACCUCCUGGCGGUCCGGGUAUAUACAUAUUCAUCAAGUACCAUGCAUCACCAAUCUUCCCCGCGUCUCCACCGUUUCGGCCACCGCCGUGACUACACCUUGAUACCCGCACCUCUAGAUCUCAAUCUUCCGUUCAAAGGAGAGAAAGACGCCCUCCCUGCCAUCAUCGUCACACCUUCAUCACCCUCCUCCGCGCGCGACUUCUCCAUCGCCUUCUGGGCACCGCCCCCCAAAGCUUCCCUGCGAGAACGCCUCGUUUCGUAUGCGCUCUCCCCCCUGCAAUACAAAGCGCGCACUCUGAUCGUGUUCACUCUGAUCCUCUUCAUUCUGAUCUGUCAUGUCGUCACACACCGUCUGGCGCUCCGGCGACCACAUCUCGAAUUCUCGCAGGCUGGCCAAGCCCAUGUUGCUCAAUCCCCCCUCACGUCGGUUUUCGGGUUCAUUCGAUCGAUCUGGGGAGGAGACGCGCUCCGGGAUGCGAAACCAGCUUUUGUCGUCUCCGACUCUGGUUCACCAGCCUAGAUGGACGUUGUCGAGUGGGUUGGUCGAAUGUUCGGAUGAGCACUUUUCUACUAUCUCCUCAGUAAGCCCUUGUUUACUUUUGUACUGUCGAUUUUGCUAUCUAUCGGGUGUUCUGCUGUCCAUGUAUGCUGGGAGCUGACCGCGCAAUGCCGCUGCCGACUGGUUCGAAGUGACGGCUCCGAAAUCAUCAUGUGAAAUCGGACACGACAUGAUGUCAUCAUUCGGUUCGAUCCGAGCUACAGCAAGUGCCAACCGCGGCGGAGCACUGCCGGGUCUGGACGUCUAUACAAACAUCUACCUCGUGGAAAAUGCAUCGGGCGGAAGUUGUGGCCGGUCCAGCGCGAAUCUUCGAGGCGAUGCUACAGCCUUCGACUGGAGUGGCAGCACGAUCGUCUCAUGAGAUAAGUCAAGUCAGACUAUUCCAAGUGCAUUUCUACUAUAUUACAGGCAAAGACGCAGAAAUUGCGUGAGCUCACAGGCUACGUCGCAGGUGCAGGUGAUUGUGUGCAAACUGCAGCCUGCACUUCUGGCGCGCACCUAGGCCUCUUGGCGCCGCAGGACCUGAAACGGUACUGGUGAUGCGCGAGUAUAUAUGUUAUUCCUUGGCAGAUUCUGUACUCGCCAGGGCUCUGCAGGCCUGCGUGUUAAAACGAGACGCGAACGCGAACUCCCGCAUCCUGGCUUCUUCACAUUUCUCUCGUUCUUGUGUCAUGACUGUCGCCUCUGUCGUCCGCCUGAUUGCUUUGUCCCUUGUCAGCGUAUUCGCCCUGUGCACGCUGGGUUUGGCUGCUGCAGUCCUGUCUCUCAGCAAGACCUACAUGAGCGGCUACUAUCCCUACGCUGCGCUGGCGAUCGCUGCAGCGGUGAUUAGCAUUCUGACUAUCCCUGCCAUGAUUGCAUUGGACUUGAUUCACCCGGGCGGACUCACGUCUCAGAUAAAAUUCGAGCUUCCCUGGCUAUCCGUCCUUGCUGCAUUAUGGUUGGCAACCGCGAGCUACGCAACAAAGGCCGUCAUAGAGGAUUUCCCCGGCUUUUGCGACGAGAUCCGGGACUCUGCCAACCGUUUGGUCGCAUGCCAGGAGAGCGCAAUUUUGCUCGCGUUUGCACACCUGAACUAUUUUAUCCGUGCAUUGUUUCCGUGUCUUGUGUCACUGCUUUAUCUGAUCUCGUCUCCAGUCUUCGGGUACCUGAUCUUCAUCCUGAGUCUCUGCCUUGUGGCCGUUUCGCGCCAGCAUGCCGGGGUCUGGAGGUCCUCAGUUGCCCAGGCGCCUUUCUUUACGCGUAAAGGUGCUGCUCAAAGUUCCGCUCACGAGGAAACUCGUGUUUGAGUGGGUGGUGCGGCCGAUCGAUCGAAGGACUAGAGGACGGGAGCAGUCACGACCCUUUUCUGUUUUUCCCAUCCAGAAACACUUACGUUCACGAACUAAUGACUUUUUGAACCUUGGACUCCGCACGGAAAUAUCUGAUGUAUGGAGCGCAAAACCUCGCCAUUUAUUUCUCACUCUAAUCAAUUUCGGAUCUUUGCGACGCCUUUACUGGAAAAAUAUUUCAUGCCGCGACAUCCACCUUGCCGAGCCAUUCAAAAAUGAGGCUCUGAUAGCCAUCUCCUGCCUUAGCGCGUCACGGUCGUAUCGAAUAUCUCCGAGUUGGCGCCGUGCUACGGCAGAUUCGAUGUGCAGAGAAGAAAGACGUUGAGGCCCCCCGUCACUCCAGCUUGCAGCCUUGGAAUCAAAAUAAAGACCCAGAGUCAGGAUUUGCUGGGUCCUAGAUCUUUCUAGAUUGCUGUGACCAGCAUGUGUGCGCAUUGCGUCACUUUCCGAGUACGCGACGCAUCAAGUCGAUCCUUCAUCUGUGACAGAUGACAGUGACAGAUGACAUCUAUCUUGAUCCCUGACUAUCCUCUUUUGCA